Molecule: messenger RNA, 1236 nt
Organism: Anisakis simplex (herring worm)
Lineage: Eukaryota; Metazoa; Nematoda; Chromadorea; Rhabditida; Anisakidae
Source: the annotation of a GenBank genome assembly
AUGUUGGUGCAGGUUCGCGUUAUGGUCGCUCGGGUGUGUCUACGAAUAAUUCGAUUUUUGCCAUCCGCAAUUCAAUACCUCAAUCAGAUUGCUUCGCAAAUUAUUGCUCAGCAAUUACCUCGGAUCCGUAUCCCCAAUGUUGUACAUCGUCUAGCAAACGAUCAAGAGAAAGAGGUGAAGGAAGUGCCCUAUUUUUUCAGAUUCUUGGGUGAUUUAUCAGGUGAAUUGCGAAUUUUGCUGCCGUUAGCGUUGGAAGGUCAAGCUGAAGUUCAAGCUCAAGGAGUGGACUUUCGUUUGGAGAGCGCGUUGGAGAGAUGGACGAAUGGAUCCGCACACUUGAGGACAAUUUCGUGCCAAACCACAAUCAAAGCACUCGACGUCGAAAAUUAUAACGGAGGGCUAACGGGUGUUGCGUUGAACAUUUUCAAAACAGCGACAUCGAACCUUAUUCGUCCCAUAAUUCAAGCAGAGGUUUGUCGCAAAGUGAGAAAAUUCAUCGAUGAAACACUCAAUGAGAAACUGGCCGAAACACAAACGAAAUCUUCGUUUGCAAGAAGAAAUUACGAGAAGUCUUCUCGUAGCUAUAUGGAUGAAUCCGAUGAUGAGUUUCAAGUCGUGAACAAUCUCGAAGAGAACUCGCACAUAUCAAAUUAUUUAUUCAGUGAGCAACUUGCCAAGCAGACGUUCAUUGACUUCAGAUUGACCGAAGAUCCGGUUUGUUAUACGAAUACGAUAGAAUUGGCGAAUCUGGGUAAUGUUUCAAUAGGAAACGAGACAAGUGAAACGCCAUUCGGUAUACCCUCAUUGAGAUGGCCUUCAUUGGCUAAUCGAAACGAUUCAAUGGUCGACUUGAUUAUUUCUGAUUACGUACCAAAUGCUCUACUUUACCACGCUUACAAAAAAACCACUGAAAGUGACAUGACUCAUAAAAGCAUUGUAUUGAAUGUGAUAGAAACGAAUUUAUUGAAACGUCAACGGUUUGGUGGUUGUUGCAGUGAACGAUUGCUGAAUUUUAAAAUUGAUGAAAGCAAUUCACCAUCGAUGAGUAGUUUCCUACGAACGAAGUGUUCGUCAGGAUCAGUGUGUUUGGCAGACAUGUUACCUCAGCUCACUGAUCGUUAUCCAAACAAUAAACUGGAACUUCUCAUUGCAGCCAUCAAUCCACCUAGCAUUGUAUUCUCGUCAGACAACGACGGUAGCACAAUUUUCUCUCGGCCUUAUCAAUGCCCUAUCAAU